AUGGUACUUGAAACUGGAAGAGGGUUAAAUCAAGAGAACUCUCUUGUUCAAGCGGAAGAUACAAGAUGGGGUUCAUAUUUCAAAAUAGUUACAAGUUUGAUGAACUUAUUUCUUAAGGUUCUUAACAUACUUACUUAUGUCGAAGAUGAAGGAUCCAUUUUAAGUAACCAAAAUCAAGCAUUUGGUAUCUUAAGAUAUUUCAAGACACUUGAUUUCGUGUUUUACUUACAUUUGAUGUAUGGAAUUUUACACCUCACAAACGUAUUGUCAAAGCAUCUUCAAAAAAAGGAUCAAGACAUUUUAGAAGCAACUUAUUUGGUUAGAGGGACAAUGGAGGUAUUGAAGUCUUUAAGAGACAUGGGGUUUGCAAAACUUUUAUCGAAUGUAUUCUCUUUUUGUCAAAAACAUAAUAUUAAUAUUGUGGAGAUGAUGCUCUUUCAAAAAAAAAUUGUGGAGAUGACGGAAAAUUAUGUCACAUUGAGAGGCCGUAAUACUAAAGUUACCAACCAGUUUCAUUUUGAAGUUGAAAUUUUUAGAACGGUUAUGGAUAUGCAAAUCAUAGAAUUCGGGGACCGAUUUAGUGAACUUAGCACCCAAUUAAUAGAAUACAUGGUGGCUUUGAGUCAUUGUGAUUCAUUUGCUAAGUUUGACAAAACAAAGUUGUUAAAGUUGAGUGAGUUGUACACAAAAGCCUUUGAUGAUGCGGAAAAUAUGUAA
Messenger RNA from Lactuca sativa (garden lettuce), 717 nucleotides. RefSeq lists its product as uncharacterized. The record is from RefSeq and is a predicted model, not a curated record. NCBI's taxonomy places the organism in Eukaryota, Viridiplantae, Streptophyta, Magnoliopsida, Asterales, Asteraceae.